CAACGUUUGAGUUUAUCAUGAUUUAAAAUUUUCCAAUUUUCCAAAGAUAUUAGAAACGCUACCGACAAAGUGAAGGAGUAAAAAAAUAAAAAUAAAAAGGGUUUUUAAUAAUAAUCCCUUAUUUGAUUUGGAAAAAAAACCAUAAAGUUGUAUAAAAUAAUAGCGACCUCGGUGACAAGCAAUCAGAGAUCUAAGAUGAGUUGUGUUCAGUCGAAUUACGGAUCCGAAGAGUCACCACCGGAGAAGAAAAGAAGGAAUGAGAAGGCAUCUCCCUGGUGGUCGUCGUUGCCAGACGCGGUGGCUCUGAGCAUCGUGGCUCGGCUCACGAGAUUAGACCAGGCGGCCUUAUCUCUUGUCUCCAAGAGACACCGCUCGCUAGUAGCUUCCCCUGAGCUCUGCCGCACACGGUCGCUGAUAGGUUGCACGGAGGCAUCUCUCUACGUAUGCCUGAACAUCAUGCCUGACCCAAACCCAAGCUGGUUCGUCCUGACACGUAAUCGGCAGCUGAGGCAAAUCCCAUCGAACCCUUACCAGCCUCUAAGACCAUCAUCUUCUUUCGUAGUGGUGGAUUGGGGCAUUUAUGUAAUUGGUGGAAUCGUAAACGGCAAUCCGACUCGGGAUGUCUGGUUCCUUGAUUGUUAUUCUCGCACGUGGCACCCAGUCCCGUCGAUGAAGAUGGCACGUGCCUCCGCAUCAGCAAACGUUAUAGACGGGAAGAUAUAUGUGUUUGGAGGGUGCCGAGAUGAGGCCAGCAGCUCUGCAGAAGUAUUCGAUCCAAAGACCCAAACUUGGCUUAACUUUAUUUCGCCCAUCAGUAUCCAGCAAAGUGUGGUGGUACAAGGGAAGAAGAUUUACGCUGUUGACGAUGAGGACCAAAGCUUCUGCUCUUUGCCAAGUGAGUGUCCUUCCUGGACAAGCGGAAAAAGAGAUUGUAAGCCCGGAAACAGAAAUGAUUGGUGUGCCAUUGGGGAUUUGUUAUUUUGUCGUGGAACUCGAGGGAGAAUACUGUGGUGUGAGCCAGAUGAAUUGGAUUGGAAGGAAGUGAAGGGCUUGGAAGAGCUGCAAGAGUCGUCUUUCUCUGGCUUGAGACACGUGAUGGAUUAUGGUAAAAAAGUUUAUGAACCCUGUAAACCAACCCAGAGAAAGGUCAAAUAUGAUAUUAGCAAACUCAGCUGCAACUCUUCUGGCAACAUUGUCAUCUUUUGGAACACCCAACUUGAAUAUCCUGAGGGUUUGGAGCUCAAGUCUGCUGAGAUUUCCUUGGAAAGGCACGAGGGAAGCCAGAUUUGGGGGAAGAUUGAGUGGUCUGGUGUUAUAUUGAGAGAUGAUCCUCUCUCACACUCAUAUAGCCUUAAGGUCUUAUUUUCUGCUCCUGUCUAUUGCUGAAUUUCCAAGUCUUCUGUUUAUUCUAUUUUAUAUAUAUAUCAUUUUUCUUUAAUAUUUGUCUGUGUCUUUCUCAAACUGUUUUUCAUGAGCAUCUCUAUUCAACUUCUGAUCUAAUUAUUAACUAAUUGUCUGA
Messenger RNA from Brassica napus (rape), 1519 nucleotides. RefSeq names its product F-box/kelch-repeat protein At4g39560. Lineage: Eukaryota; Viridiplantae; Streptophyta; Magnoliopsida; Brassicales; Brassicaceae. The coding region runs from base 196 to 1386 and encodes 396 amino acids. Gene Ontology annotation, molecular function: protein binding. The transcript has a single exon. The record is from RefSeq and is a predicted model, not a curated record.